Platichthys flesus (European flounder) is the source of this 1041-nucleotide messenger RNA. It is a transcript of the gene c22h8orf74, whose product is annotated as chromosome 22 C8orf74 homolog. The record is from RefSeq and is a predicted model, not a curated record. The transcript is spliced from 5 exons. The coding region runs from base 1 to 816 and encodes 271 amino acids. NCBI's taxonomy places the organism in Eukaryota, Metazoa, Chordata, Actinopteri, Pleuronectiformes, Pleuronectidae.
AUGUUACUGACAUAUUAUGAUGCUAUAGAACUGAGAGAUGCUGGCGUGCAGCGGCUCAGCUGUCACUUCUCCUGGCCUGAGUUCUGUGAUGAACGCCGGCGCUUCCAUCAGGAGUUUGUGUUCGAUGUCGUGGUGUUCGCCGCCGCCCGCGGCUUCCCCUGGCCCGAUGUGGUCCAGACAGCUGUGAUCGCCAAAACCAUCUUCCCACAGCUGGAUGGUCUGGACGCACCCAAACUUGUGUCCUUGCUGAGAGGUGUGAUGUCAGAAAGUUUACCGAACCUCGGCCCUGUGCACCGACACCAGUUCACCCACUUCCUCACAGACGCCUGCCUCACUCGGCCCAGGCUUUUCCAGGCGGUGGUGAGUGGAGCAGCCGACGUGUCCUUCACUCAGCUUCACCUGGAGGUGCUGCUGCCGCCCACACCUCAACCUCUGGCUCAGGGCACAGAGCUGCAUGAGUGGGAGCGGCAGCGGCAGCAAACCCAGCUCAGCUCCUCCCUGCGACAGAAGGAGGAGCAGCUGAGGAGCCUCCGACUAGGGCCAAGGAUCACUCUGGGGGAUAUUCCUGAGGCCCUGCACCUGGACAAAGAGGGCGUCUCCCGGGUGGUUCGAGCAGCCGUCAGAGCCACUGAGGGUCAGAUGCUGCAGAGUCUGAACCUGGAGGCCUCGCUGCUCAGUGACAUCCUGCAGCUCAGACUGCAGCAGGCAGCCCUGGCCACAAGGGGGCAUCAUAACCCUGCACCCACCAGAGCUGGUCCAGCUGCUGCAGCGAAGGGAAAAAUACAAACAGCAAAAACUGAAGCAGGAGGGAAGUGACGUUUCAGUGACUUGAGGUUUAAUUCUUCUUCGCAUUUCUAAUCUACUAUUGAGUGUGAACAGCAGCUCAUUCUACUCCUGUGCUGUUUAGUGCUGAAAUAGGUUGUUAAACAUUAUUAUUAUGUUCAGAACCUGGUUAAUGGUCACAAGAGGAUUAGUGAGUGAAAAUAAACGAUCCUGAUGAUUUGACAGGAAAUGCUGUGAAGAAAAACACAUCAACAUUAA